AUGGCUGCUGCUACUUCUUGUUCUUCUGGUGUUCUGUUUGGAGCAAGAGAGAAUGGAGCUUUUCUGGGACAGUUUGAUGGCCUUAGGCAAGUGGAGAAAAUGCAUAUGCCUUUAGCUCCCACCAAGUCUCAUGGACUUGUUUCUACUUCAGCGCCAAAAUGUAGAACAAUUAAGGCCAUGGCAUCCCCUGCUCUUUCUGCUCCCAAAAGAGAAACGGACCCCAAGAAAAGAACUGUAAUAACAGGGCAGGGUCUAGUCUCAGUUUUUGGAAGUGACAUUGAUACUUUCUACAACAGACUCCUGGAGGGAGAGAGUGGGAUCACUUUAAUAGACAGAUUUGAUGCUUCAAGUUUCUCGGUUAGAUUCGCUGGACAGAUUCGUGAUUUCUCUUCUAAAGGCUACAUUGAUGGGAAGAAUGAUCGACGUCUUGAUGAUUGCUGGAGAUAUGGUAUAGUAGCUGGCAAAAGGGCCCUUGAAGAUGCCAACCUUGGACCUGAAGCCCUUAAAUCUAUGGACAAAACAAGGAUUGGAGUCAUAGUUGGGACAGGUAUGGGAGGCUUAACAGCUUUCAGCGCCGGGGUAGAGUCUCUUGUUCAAAAGGGUUUCAAGAAGAUUAGUCCAUUUUUCAUUCCUUACUCCAUUACCAACAUGGGAUCAGCAUUGUUAGCAAUAGACACAGGGUUAAUGGGACCAAAUUACUCCAUCUCUACUGCUUGUGCCACUGCAAAUUACUGCUUCUAUGCAGCUGCAAAUCACAUUAGAAGAGGUGAAGCAGAUAUCAUGGUAGUUGGAGGGACUGAGGCAGCAGUUAUGCCUGUUGGUGUUGGAGGUUUCAUUGCUUGCCGAGCCUUGUCUCAGAGAAAUGAUGAACCCCACAGAGCCUCAAGACCAUGGGACAAAAAUCGUGAUGGUUUUGUAAUGGGAGAAGGUGCUGGUGUACUGGUUAUGGAGAGCUUGGAGAGUGCAUUGAAACGAGGAGCGCCUAUAAUUGCUGAGUACUUGGGAGGCGCUGUAACGUGUGAUGCUCAUCACAUGACUGAUCCUAGAUCAGAUGGACUUGGAGUGUCAUCUUGCAUAACCAAGAGUUUAGAAGAUGCUGGUGUUUCCCCUGAAGAGGUGAACUAUGUGAAUGCUCAUGCAACAUCCACCCUAGCAGGAGAUUUGGCUGAGUUUAAUGCCAUCAAAAAGGUUUUUGGGAAGAACACAUCCGAGAUGAAGAUCAAUGGAACCAAGUCCAUGAUUGGACAUGGUCUUGGGGCUGCUGGUGGAUUGGAAGCCAUAGCAACCAUUAAAGCAAUCAACACUGGCUGGCUUCACCCAACAAUUAAUCAAGAUGACUUGGAGCCUGCUGUUACAAUCGACACAGUCCCAAACGUGAAGAAGAAGCAUGAGGUUAAUGUUGCUAUCUCAAACUCAUUCGGCUUUGGAGGACACAAUUCUGUGGUGGUCUUUGCCCCUUAUAACCCCUAA
Molecule: messenger RNA, 1470 nt
Organism: Fragaria vesca subsp. vesca
Lineage: Eukaryota; Viridiplantae; Streptophyta; Magnoliopsida; Rosales; Rosaceae
Product: 3-oxoacyl-[acyl-carrier-protein] synthase I, chloroplastic-like
Exons: 8
Coding region: 1-1470 (489 amino acids)
Biological process (GO): fatty acid biosynthetic process
Molecular function (GO): 3-oxoacyl-[acyl-carrier-protein] synthase activity
Source: RefSeq, a predicted model, not a curated record